CACCUGAAGUUGUGAAUUAUGAAUUAAUUUCGCCUGCAACAGAUAUGUGGAGCAUCGGAGUAAUAGCUUACUUAAUUUUGACUGGCAUGUCGCCAUUUUGGAACGAAAACCAUGAUAUUACAAUAUCGAACGUCAAUCAAGGAUUAUGGAAAAUGCCAGAAAUUUUUUUCAGAGACGUCAGUUAUGAAGCAAAGGAUUUUCUUUGCAAAUUAAUUUCAAAGAUCCCAGCAAAAGGAUGAAAAUUAAAGAAGCAUUUCAACAUCCGUGGAUUGAGGCAGCAAAAAACGACGAAAGAUCAAAAGAACUAAAAAUCUCCACGGAGAGAUUGAAAAAAUAUCACGCACAUCAAAAGGGACUCAUCAGCUCAAGUAUAAUUACUUCUGAACAAAUGAAAUUUGAAACACAUGUAAAGUAUCCUCAAGAAACAAGAAGUGAACAUGAAACAAAUAAAAUUAAAACGAUGCAGAACGAACAGAAAAAGGCGAGCGAAGUCAUCUUGAAGCUCAGCGGCGAAAAGGAUGAUUUAAAUACGCGUUUGAAAGAAAUUUCACAAAAAUGUAAAAGACUUGAGCAAGAACUAAGUUUGUUGAAAAUAGAAAACAAAGAAAAAGAUGAAAACUUAAAAAGACUGGAGAAAAGGAAUAAAAUAUUGGAAGAUCGAAAUAUUGCCAAUCAAGAAGCAACACAGCGAUUGGCUAGACUUGAGAGUGAAAAACAAUAUAUCGAAGAUAAGUAUCGACAAAAAGACAAAAAGCUCAAAGAGCUCAACAAAGAAUAUGAAAACGCUCGUGAGAAAGCUGCAUCUUAUGACUUUUUGGAAGAAAAAGUUUUACAUCUUGAAAAAGAACGACAAAUGAGUGACUCACAAUGCAAAAAAGUAGAGAAACAGCUAACUCAACUACGCGAAGUUAAUGAAGUAUUAAAAUCAGAGAAUUUGGUGAUGAAAAGAAGGUCUAUGCUAUUGGAGGAAAUGGAAGAAGAACUAGGGAAGCAAAAUGACAAGAUCAUGCAAAUACAAAGCAAUGAUGAUCAAAAGUAUGUAAAAGAUCUUCAGGAAAAGGUAGAAGUAUCGUCGAAAGAAUUGGAGAUUUAUAGAAGCGAGAUUCAGCGACUGAACACGACCGUGAUGUCACAACUUGAAGAUCUUGAGGAAAUGGAACGCAUUGGGCAACAUAAAAAGACAUUGGAAAGAAGAUGCAAGGCUUUGGAGGAACAAUUGGUCGAACUAGAACACGAUGGAAUUGAAAGAGAAAACGACAUUGACGAGAUGGAAGAAGACAUUGCAGAUUUACAGGAGAAACUCGAGAUAUCGCAUAAAAAGCUGCGAACAGUAAUGGAAGAGAAUAAAGCUUUGAAAGAGAAACUUGAGGACUACGAGAGGUCUCGGGAUGAAUAUGGUUAAUGAUGGACAUCAUGACGAAACAGAUAAUGGAAAAGGUUCCAAUAUCGACAAAAUAAAACAUGACAAUGAGAUGAACUGUGAACUAAGAUCUCCACAGGAUACAGAAGACAGUUCAAAUAACUCUCUGCAUAUCAUGUAUGAUGUCCCAGAAUCUCCAGCGACAAUCAACGAUCAGAAAAUAUCAGAAGAAGAUCUGGACGAUCUAAAUCUUUCGAAAGAGGAUACAGAAUUCUCAGCCAAAUAUCACCGAAUAGAGAGAGAGAUUCAAGAACUCUGGAAUAGGGCGAAAGGAGACGAAAAAUAAUGGAGGAUUAGCGAUAAUUCUUUUUAUACCAAUCUAUGAAAUAAAUUUACCUACAAAUAGAAAUAGAAAUAUUUAUACUAUUCCCAGAGAUAAGGAUUUGUUCCAUGUUGUCGCAACGGGCCAACAUAACGUAAUUAAACAAUUAAAAAAAUUCAGUUUUAGUAAUAUUUACACGUGAAUAACAGCUUUGUUGAUAUUCCAUUCUUGAUUAUGAUCAUAGGGUCAUAGCUAGUACAAAAUUUUGUAUUAGAUUGACCAUAGAAAUGUUUCGUUAAAUUGAAUUUAUUAAUAAAUACUCGGUGCUUUUUACUGUAGAUUUAAAUAUGACAAAGUGAACAACUUUUUAAUGAUUUCCGUAUUAUUUUUUUCAAGAAGAGAUUUUUAAUGCAUGCAAAGUUAUGCCAUGUUUGUAAAUACUUAGUAUUCAAGUCCAAAUCACUUUUUCAUUUAA
Molecule: messenger RNA, 2157 nt
Organism: Xenia sp. Carnegie-2017
Lineage: Eukaryota; Metazoa; Cnidaria; Anthozoa; Malacalcyonacea; Xeniidae
Product: myosin-9-like
Exons: 8
Coding region: 236-1402 (388 amino acids)
Source: RefSeq, a predicted model, not a curated record